Carassius gibelio (silver crucian carp) is the source of this 2267-nucleotide messenger RNA. Its product is annotated as atlastin-2. Gene Ontology annotation, molecular function: GTP binding; GTPase activity. Bases 104 to 1792 code for a protein of 562 amino acids. Gene Ontology annotation, biological process: protein homooligomerization; endoplasmic reticulum organization. The transcript has 14 exons. Lineage: Eukaryota; Metazoa; Chordata; Actinopteri; Cypriniformes; Cyprinidae. The record is from RefSeq and is a predicted model, not a curated record.
ACACAUGAAUGCGCCCCUCCGCGCGCGGCCGUGAUAAAGGAACGCGCAGCGGCGCUCGUGACGUCAGUCAGGCGCGUGCGAUUAUUUUGAACGGGGGGUCAAGAUGGCGGAGGAGAGCGGCGUAAAGCACCGGAAUCGCACCGGACAGAGCUGCACAGAGAGCCCACAUAACGACGGGGUUUGUGGGGCGGAGCUGACCUCUGACCCCCGGCUGGACGUGUCUGGAGCGCUGCAGAUCGUCCUCUCUGACGAGGAGCAGCACCGGUUCUCUCUGGACGACGAGGCGCUGGAGAGGAUGCUGCUGCAGGAGCGAGUGAAGGAUCUCCACGCCGUGGUGCUGUCUGUAGCUGGAGCCUUCCGCAAGGGCAAGUCCUUCCUGCUGGACUUCCUGCUCAGAUACAUGUACAGCCAGGGGUCAGACGCGUGGCUGGGGGGGGACGACGAGCCGCUGACCGGCUUCACCUGGAGGGGCGGCUGUGAGCGAGAGACCACCGGCAUCCAGGCCUGGAGCCACGUGUUUGUGGUGGAGAAACCAGACGGCAGCAAGGUGGCCGUGCUGCUCCUGGACACACAGGGAGUGUUUGACAGUCAGUCCACCAUCAGAGACUGUGCCACACUGUUUGCUCUGAGCACCAUGAUCAGCUCUGUACAGGUCUAUAACCUGUCCCAAAACGUUCAAGAAGACGAUCUGCAGCAUCUUCAGCUCUUCACAGAGUACGGUCGACUGGCCAUGGAGGAGAUCUACCUCAAACCCUUCCAGUCGCUGAUGUUUCUCAUUCGAGACUGGAGUUACCCGUACGAACACGCUUUCGGUCUGGAAGGAGGAAAUGAGUUCCUGGAGAAGAGGCUGCAGGUCAAACAGAAUCAACAUGAAGAGCUGCAGAACGUCAGGAAGCACAUCAACUCCUGCUUCUCCAAGAUCAGCUGCUUCCUGCUGCCUCACCCCGGCCUCAAGGUGGCCAUCAACCCACACUUCGACGGCCGCUUACAGGACAUCGAUGAUGAGUUCAAGAGGGAGCUGGUGAAUCUGGUGCCGCUGCUCCUGGCUCCUGAGAAUCUGGUGGAGAAGGAGAUCAGCGGCUCUAAAGUCACGUGUGGAGAUCUGCUGCAGUAUUUCAGAGCCUACAUGAAGAUCUAUCAGGGUGAAGAACUGCCGCAUCCCAAGUCCAUGUUACAGGCGACGGCUGAAGCUAAUAACCUGGCCGCUGUAUCAGGAGCUAAAGACUUGUACACCAGGAGCAUGGAGCAGGUGUGCGGUGGAGACAGACCCUACAUGUCUCCGGUGGAUCUGGAGCGCAGUCACGAGGAGCUGAAGCAGAGCUGCGUGCGUCAGUUCUGCGGUGUGAAGAAGAUGGGAGGUGAGGAGUUGUGCGGCCGCUAUCAGGAGCAGCUGGAGCAGGAGAUCGACGAGGCCUACGCCAGCUUCCUCAAACACAACCACGGGAAGAACAUUUUCUUUGCUGUGCGCACGCCGGCCACGCUGUUUGCUGUGAUGGUGGUGAUGUACGUGUCGUCGAUGCUGACGGGCUUCCUGGGCGUGAGCUCUGUGGCGGUGCUGUGUAACCUGCUGAUGGGUCUGGCGCUGAUCUCGCUCUGCGUCUGGACCUACGUCAAAUACUCCGGAGAGUUCAGAGAGCUGGGCUGCUUCAUCGACCGGCUGGCACUGACCCUGUGGGAGCAGAGGACGCCGAGGAAGGUCUUUUCCAAACUGUUCGAGGUCGCGCGGAGCAAAAUGUCACAGACGCAGAGACAGAGACGGUCCUCAAACAACAACAUCAAGAAGAGGAACUAGCCGAGACGCUCAGGGUCAGGACGCUGCGUGAACGCUGAGGAUUCUGGGGGAUCUUUCACCAGGUGUCCUCUAUCUCAUGUCAUUUCCUCUGUCCGUCUCAUCUGUGUUCAUGGAGAAGCGUUCGGACUCUGACGUCUCUGUCCUCCGCCGGACGCUCCGAGCGUGCGCCAUGUGACUCUGAGCAGGUCACGAUCCACUACAGGACCUAGUUGAGAACACUAAACUGUACCAAUGAUUCCAGCGUCUCUCUGCUGUACAGAUGAACUUCCUGUGCUUCAUCAUUCCAUCCGUCCGGACUGUGUUUCCUGUACAGACCAGGGUUUUUAAGCUGCUCGCUGUCACAAUCACACACACACACACACACACGUUUUGUUUUCUACCAUCUUCUGCCUUGGGCUUCAUCAUUCCGGAAUGUUUCAUUCAUUUUUCUAUUUCUUUAAUUUAUUUUUCAAUUUGAUUAAAGUGAAUCACUGUA